Messenger RNA from Diospyros lotus (date-plum), 3506 nucleotides. RefSeq names its product leucine-rich repeat receptor protein kinase HPCA1. The transcript has 19 exons. Gene Ontology annotation, biological process: protein phosphorylation. Gene Ontology annotation, molecular function: ATP binding; protein binding; protein kinase activity. The record is from RefSeq and is a predicted model, not a curated record. The coding region runs from base 491 to 3385 and encodes 964 amino acids. NCBI's taxonomy places the organism in Eukaryota, Viridiplantae, Streptophyta, Magnoliopsida, Ericales, Ebenaceae.
UUAUGUAUGGUUUUGAAAUUUAGUAAGGAAAAAAAAAAUGACUGUAAUUUAUAAAUUCACGGGCACUAUUUGCCUGGCCCGAGCUAGCAAGAUUAGUUCUUGAUGAUGAUAAUGAUGGCAACUGAGAGAGGAUGAUGAUGAUGAUGAUGGCGAUGAUUACCAUUGAGGAUUGAUUCGCUUCAAAGACAAGGGAAAAUCAGUGCAAAAGAAACAAAUCCAAGCCACUCCUACACCCCCUGUCUCUCUUUCUUCUCUCUCUCUCUCUCUCUCUCUGUCUCUCUCUCUCUCGGUUGAUAUUUUUCAGGGCCGGUAAUAAUGCCAUGUUCUUCUUCUUCAUCCGCAACCACUUGAGGCACAAAGUGGUUGGUUGGUUGGUUCGUUCCCUGUCAUAAUUAAUUAUAAGCAAGCUGCCGGAAACUUCAACGCUGAAUUCUCGGAGCAAGCGACAGAGUGGGUUCUCGUUCGUCUCCGUUGAGUUGUUGAUUUGGGCAUGGCCAUGGCGGCCGGCAAGCUGCUCUUCUUUCUGGUGUGCUGUGCUGCCGGGAUUCAUGUUAUCUCCUCUUCCACCGACUCUAACGAUGCUGCGGUACUCAGGUCGUUAAAGGACCAGUGGGGGAAUGUUCCACCAAGCUGGUCACAUUCUGCUGAUCCUUGUGGAGGAUCCUGGGAUGGGGUCACCUGCAACAAUUCAAGGGUGACGGCAUUGGGAUUAACAAGUAUGGGACUCGUAGGUGGACUUAAUGGUGAUAUUGGGGGCCUCACCGAGCUGACAUCCUUGGAUCUUUCCUUCAACCCGAAGCUCACAGGCUCCAUCUCUUCUCGGUUAGGUGAUCUGCGAAAGCUGAACAUAUUAAUCCUGGCAGGAUGUGGGUUCAGUGGCAAUAUCCCAAAUGAAUUGGGCAAUCUUGUGGAGCUAUCGUUUCUGGCUUUAAAUUCAAACAACUUCACUGGUAAAAUACCUGCUUCCUUGGGUAAUCUCGCCAAGCUCUACUGGCUGGACAUUGCAGAGAAUAAGUUGACAGGACCCAUUCCUGUUUCAACACCCAACAGCCCAGGCUUAGAUCUCCUAAAGAAGGCAAAGCACUUCCAUUUCAAUAAAAACCAGCUCUCUGGAACAAUCCCUCGCCAACUUUUUAGUUCUGAUAUGGUACUGAUACACAUACUCUUUGAUGGAAAUAGACUAAGAGGGGAAAUUCCAGACACAUUAGGACUUGUACAGACGCUCGAGGUUCUUCGUCUAGACAGAAACAUCCUGACUGGUGCUGUACCGAGGAACCUGAACAACCUGACAAAAGUUGUUGAAUUGCACCUGGCAUACAAUAACCUGUCAGGCCCAUUACCAAACCUGUCCGGAAUGACCUUACUCAAUUAUGUGGACUUGAGCAACAAUCCCUUUCUAAGCUCAGGAGCUCCAACUUGGUUCUAUACUUUACAAUUGCUCACCACUUUGGUCAUAGAAAAUGGUUCACUUCAAGGGUCUGUGCCACAAAGACUCUUCAGCUUGCCACAGAUACAGCAAGUGAAAUUGAAGAACAAUCAAUUUAAUGACACACUGAAUAUGGGCAAUAUCAUUGGCCCACAAUUGCAGCUUGUAGAUAUGCAGAACAACCAGAUAUCAUCUGUGAUGCUGGGUUCUAGUUAUACAAAGACAUUAAUACUUAUUGGAAACCCAGUGUGCAGCAGCAACAUUGCUCUGGCAAAUACAAAUUACUGUCAGCUUCAACAGCAACCCAGACCUUAUUCUACCAGGGCCAACUGCGGUGGCAAAUCAUGUUCGCCUGGCCAGUCACUCAACCCUCAGAGCUGUGACUGUGCUUUUCCAUAUGAAGGGACAAUGUAUUUUAGAGGACCCUCCUUCAGGGAGUUGUCGAAUGCUACUCUCUUUCAUUCUUUCGAAAUGAACCUGUGGGUGAAAUUGGGCCUUACUCCGGGUUCAGUUUCUUUGCAGAACCCCUUCUUUGAUACUGAUGACUAUCUUCAGCUGAGCCUGCAGCUCUUUCCAUCCCCAGGACAAUAUUUCAAUAGGUCAGAGAUUCUGAGGCUGGGCUUUGCUUUCAGUAAUCAAACUUAUAAGCCUCCUCAUGAGUUUGGACCUUAUUUUUUCAUAGCCUCUCCUUACAUUUUUCCAGAUCAUAAGGGAAGUCCCAUCAGCUCAAGCACAAUUGUUGGGAUAGCAAUUGGAUGUACCCUUUUGGUCCUGGCGCUUGUUGGGCUAGGAGCAUAUGCUAUUCGGCAAAAGAAACGUGCUGAAAAAGCAAUAGAAAUGAGCAAACCAUUUGCAUCAUGGGCUCCAAGUGGAAAAGAUAGUGGUGGUGCACCACAGUUAAAGGGAGCUAGAUGGUUCUCCUAUGAUGAACUCAAGAAGUGCACCAGUCAUUUCUCUGAAAGCAAUGAGGUUGGAUCCGGUGGCUACGGCAAGGUAUACAGAGGCAUGAUCUCUGGAGGACAGAUAGUUGCAAUCAAAAGGGCACAGCAAGGUUCCAUGCAAGGUGGGCUUGAGUUCAAGACUGAAAUUGAGUUGCUGUCACGAGUUCAUCACAAGAAUCUCGUUGGCCUUGUUGGAUUUUGCUUUGAACAAGGGGAACAGAUGUUGGUUUACGAGUAUAUGCCCAAUGGAACACUCAGAGAGAGCUUAUCUGGGAGAUCAGGCAUUUAUCUAGAUUGGAAAAGGAGACUUCGUAUUGCUCUUGGUUCAGCGAGAGGAUUAGCUUAUCUUCAUGAGCUUGCAGAUCCCCCAAUCAUUCAUAGAGAUGUCAAGUCCUCCAAUAUUCUGUUGGAUGAAAAUCUAACAGCAAAAGUUGCGGAUUUUGGAUUAUCCAAGCUAGUUUCAGACAGUGGAAAAGGGCAUGUUUCAACUCAAGUUAAAGGCACACUGGGUUACCUAGAUCCUGAAUAUUACAUGACACAACAAUUGACCGACAAGAGUGAUGUAUACAGCUUUGGUGUGGUGAUGCUAGAACUAGUAUCCGCAAAGCAACCAAUCGAGAAGGGAAAAUACAUUGUUCGGGAGGUGAGAAUGGCAAUCAAAAAGAAUGACCACGAGCAUUAUGGAUUGAAGGAGUUGGUGGAUCCAGCCAUUAGAAACAUGGGAAACCUUACAGGUUUCAUCAGGUUUGUGGAUUUGGCCAUGCAGUGUGUGGAAGAAUCAGCUUCAGACCGCCCAACGAUGAGUGAAGUGGUGAAGUCACUGGAAAUCAUCCUGCAGAAUGAUGGUUUAAAUACAAACUCAACAUCUGCAUCCUCAUCUGCCACAGACUUUAACUCUACGAAAGGCGCUCCUAGACACCCUUACAACGAUCCCUUGCCUAGAAAGGAUGCCUCUGAUAGCGAUGCCUUCGACUACAGUGGUGGAUACUCACUCUCGGCCAAAAUUGAACCUAAGUAGCCAGUUCCUUUCUAGUCUUUUUGUUUGUUUACUCCCUCUUGCUAAACUGUUGUGUUUAACAAUUACAAUUUUUGUUGAAUCAGUGAGGAAUGAAAUUGUUGCAGCUCUAUUACAUUAACAA